Molecule: messenger RNA, 5962 nt
Organism: Amoebophrya sp. A120
Lineage: Eukaryota; Dinophyceae; Syndiniales; Amoebophryaceae
Source: the annotation of a GenBank genome assembly
CUUCAGUAGAGUAAAGCACUCUUCAUGUGUUCGCCCCGACUUGGAAGCAGAGACGUCGGUGCGGUCGUGCAGGUAAAAAGUUAUAUAUGAUUUAUGCCAUAUAAUUUCGGUAUCAUUCUGUUUUGGCUCGGUCAGCAACUUUUCGAGUGUAAUCAUGAUGUCGGUUGGCAACAUGUUGUCAUGGAGAUGGGCGCGGUGUAGUUGCAGAUUUAUUGGCUCUGGCGCCAGUCCACCACCUUCAUGAUCAACAUUGAAUCGCUGUUGAGGACGUUCUCGGUGUGGUAAGUUAAUAGCUGUUGACCUUUUGAUCAUGGUGUCCUCCUCUUCCUCGGUUGACACAGCAAUACGCUUCUUUUACCGGCGUUCAUAUUAAUUCGGUUAUCCUCUGGUGGUGUCUACUCACGACCACGUUUUCUGGUGAGGCGUGUACAAUCGGUCGCUAGUAUACAUGAAUCCAUCUUCAACUUCCACCGACGAGCCCAUGUAGUUUUUCUUUUUUCAUCAUCCAACAUCGUUCUUCUUACAUUCCUACUUUCAGUUCCAAGAUUUUUUCCGACUUCUAUCGAGUUGAUGUAUAAUCAAACUUCGUAGUAAAUUCUUUUUACUCAGUACCAUGAUGAAGAUGUCUAGUAUGAUACAUUGCUUCUAUCGCGCAGCUCUUCUCGGCUACUUCUACUUCUUAGCGCAUGAUGAAGAGUUCGAAAAAGGAAACCAGAAAUUAUAUGCAAAUCCCUUGCUGGUGACGCGCUGCCGCUUUUAGAAAAGUGUUUUUCGCUUGCGACUACGUACUGGUAUCUAUUGUGUUCAACGAAUUCCAUGGAGAAUUGUUCCUGGCCGGAGAUGAUCCAUUCAAUCUUUAGGCCGAUCAUAAUUCCCACCAAAUAGAUAUAAUCAUCAUGUGCUGGUGAGGAGCAUCAGGACUGCAGCUGAACACACCUGCUCGGUUUGGAUUUCCUUGAUGUCUUUUCCAGCACGCGCCGCGCCAGACAUAAGAGAAAGGAGAACGUUGCACCAGCAGCUUCUCCAAGACCGUGUCUCUCUAGAGCAAGUUGACAUCGGUAUUGGAAAGGUAUAUAAAAAGUUAUAACUUAUAAUUCCAUAUUUCGGCUCUUGUGUAGUUGCCUCGGUCAGCAACUUUUGUUUCGAAUAUAGUCAUGAUGUCGGGUGGCAACAUGGUCAUGGACCACUCGGUGUUGCAGAUUGGCUCUGGCCCCAGUCAAUGUCUACCUUCAUGAUCAACAUUCAAUCGCUGUUGAGGACGUCAGUGUGGUAAAGUUAAUUGCUGACCUUCUAAUCAUGGUGUCUGUGCUCCUCCCCCUCGGCCUCGGUUGACACAGCAAUAGCUUCUUUUACGUUCAUACUUAUUCGGUUGAGAAUAUUGGUUGCUUCUCUGGUGUCUACUAGUACAAGUACGCAAAAGCGCGUUUUCUGGUCGGCGUGUACUUCUUCUAUCGGUCGCUACUACAAUAAAUCCAUCUCAUUUUUUUACUACUUUUGGCGACGAACGCGGAUGUAGAAGUUUUUCUUUUUUCAUCAUCCAGCAUCAUUCUUGUCCUCUGACAUUCCUCCUUUCAGUUCCAAGAUUUUUCCCGACCAUCGAGUUGAUGUAUUAAACUUCUAGUAAAUUGAAAUUCUUUCGGCUUAUCAUGAGCAGCAUGAAGAUGUCUAGCAAGAAAUGCAAAAUACAUUGCAGCUCUCGCGCAGCUCUUCUCGGCUACUUCUUAGCGGAUAGUCCGCCUCUCAGCAGCGUCUUCUUGGACAAAAUUUCUGGGUCUUUCUAUUAUACUGCGCACCAGGAAUAUGGAUGUGUCAGAGUUGAAAUCGACAAAGUUGAAAUAAUUUGCCAUGCAUAAAAUGGAUCUCAGUUGGAACCCAGUUUCCAAGUGGCGCAUGACAAAUUUCGGUGGUCCCUAAAUCCAGUUUGUCAUGCUGUUUAGGCGAAGAAGAGCGAUUUUCUCAUGCUACUUUAGCAACUCGAGCUGUAACCCCAAACAGGCUCACAAUCGGCCUCACUUGCCUGCUCUGCAACACACGCGCCUCGGGUCAUGCAUUUUAUGCAUUACAAAUUAUUUCAACUUUGACGAUUUCAAACCUGACGCUUCCAUAAGGAAGUCCAAGUCGAAGUAGUCCAAGUCGGUCUGCAACAUCGCAGCUUCAACAUCGGCGUGGCAGCGGAACUGUUGAACUUAUCCUGUGCAAAAGUAUCGUAUUCGUAUAAAGGCAAGUCUUGCAUUACAAAUCUUUAUCUGAAGGGAAAUCCGCAUUACAAAUUUUCUGUCUCAUGCUGUUUGAGGAAAUUUGUAAUGCAUUUAUACGAGUACGAUACUCUUGCAGUUCAUAAAGCUUGCCUCAGACGAUGAAGGUAUCAACUGGAAACAUGUCUGGGUCUCCUAGAAGGAUGCGAACUUGUCAUGCAGAUUUUACAUGGAGGCCCGUGACGUCUGUGAUGUAUUUCCCUGGCAUCACAGAUUUUCUGAGUGCUUCUUAAUUCCUAUUCCGCAUGACAAAUGGGUUCGUCCCCGCGUAGCAGAAACUGGACUCCUCUUGCUGUUCAUGCAAUACAGAUUUUUCUAGAGUCCAACGUUAGCAUCACAAGUUCCAACUUUCCAGACCCAGACACUUUUGCAAUCCAUAGAAGGAUGCGCGGGACCAAAUCGCGGCUGCGGAGAUUGAAGGGCCGUGGCGCGUGGCUCCGGGCAUAGGGCUAUGAGAAUGCAUCACUUGUCCCCCUCCCCCUCAUUUGUAUUGCAUGAACAGCAAUGCAAGCGUCAGCAAGAAUACAGGUUUUGCAUGACAACUUUGGACAGGAGUGCAAUGCUAUUUGGGCUGUGUCAGAACUUGUCAUGCAAACAGUGUCAAGAGCCAAGGCGUAAGUUAGGUAUUUUGCAUGACAAAUGAGGGGGAGGCGGGGGGGUUGUGCAACUCUCAUAAGGGCAGCAACAUCGCAGCUUCAACAUCGGCGUCGCGGCGGAACUUCUCGGGGAAAAAAACCAAAAUGAGCAGCAGCAACGACAGCUGGAAAUAACCAGGUGGCUCUGGCCGCUCGGCACGACUUCCUUCUGGGACUCCUUUCCUCCGUCGCCGCGGACCGCUUCGUCCACAGGAAAUAAGGAAAAACACAACACGAGGAACAAGGCGGGCAAUAAACAAGAGAAGCCGCCCGCCAGCAUGACAUCGAGCCCCUCUAGUAGAAGUAGUUCCACUUCGGUGCAAAGAGCAAGAGCCGUCGAGCAGUCCUCAAAGGGUGGUGCUGAUACCAACGAACACCAGAAGUUGGACCAGCAAGAGAAGUCGGAACAAAGCGAAAGCCAGGAUCUUCUGGCACAACUUCCGGAUGAAGAAGUACAAUUAGGACCGGGGACGAAAAAUGUUGGAACUGCGCCGGCUGUUGACAACAUUUCUGACACAACAACUUCGUCGGCCGAUGAUGUCUCUGAAGAUGGAGUUUCGACUUCUUCUCUUUCAUCAGCAGGGGCCGCUUCUUCCACUUCCUCUCCCAGUACUACAGUCAUCACCUCCAUCGCGGACGUGCACGGGGAUUUUGCCACCACCGUGAAAGCCUUGCAACUUGCGAACAUCAUCGACGCAAACCACGACUGGAUCGCGGGGACACAGACCUUGGUAUGCUGUCGUGCAAGAGUAUCGUAAACUCGUGCUAAUUGCAGAUUUGCAUUACAGAUCUACGUUUUCUACUUCAAGUAGGUAAAUCCGCAUUACAAAUUAAGUCUGUAAUUCUGAGCCAAUUUGUAUAUGCAAUUUAUACGUCGUUGUAGUGCGAUACUUAUUUUGCAAUGGAUACUUGGUGCAGAACGGCGAUGUUGUCGACCGCGGAAACCACGCACUAUGCAUUGCAAAGACCCCUGGAUGUGGUCUGGAAGGUUGCAAGAACUUGUGAUGCUGUUUGUAGAUUCUAGAAAAACUGGUAUUGCUUGACCAGCAAGAGGAGCCACGUUCUUUGUGCUACGCGGGGACGUCGAGGGUAUUUCUCAUGCGGAACAGGCAUGCUCAGGAAGGGUUCGAAAAAACUGUGACGGUAGGGCAUACAUCACAGACACUCAUGGAUCACGCAUGACAUGCCUGGAAAUCUUCCAGACCCAGACAUGUUUGCAUUUGAUACGCGCGCGAGAUCUACGAUUUACUUUUCAAGUUGCAGGACCAGGCCGCUGCCGCUGGCGGGAAGGUGGUGUUGAUUCUGGGAAACCACGAGCAGAUGCGCAUGCAGGGAAUCCUGAAGUACCAGGGCCGGCACGAAUCCAGUUGGGCGGCACAAGAAGAGAACAAGAGCCCGGAAGCUGGAGAACAAGAAGUAGAUGCGCCGGGUGCGGCACGACCUGUGAACAAGAUUCUGUCCGCAAAGGAAAAUGCUCUGGCGGGCGAAAAAGCCUGGGCACCGGGGGGCUGGCUACAUUCCGAAAUCGAACGAAGAUUUACGGCGAUGGCAGUCGUUGGAAAGUCUCUCUACCUGCACGCGAGCUUGCAGAAGGUGUUUUUGGAAGAGCUGAACUACUUUGCGAGAGAAGUUGUAGUGGCUGAAAGGAGAAGAGCUCGACAAGAAUCUUCAGAAGUGGGUGGGCUCCCCUAUGACCUGCUCAGAUAUUACAAUCUCAAACGUUACAUAUAGAAUCUGGGUUUCGUGUUGCAUAAUAAGCAUGACAGACUCGCAGAGCGUUCCACUUUCUGCAAUACAAAUUUCGCCGGAUUGUAGUGAGGUUUGGGACUCUGGAACUUGUCAUGCGCAAUCCUGUGAGAGUGGGCUAGGACAUGCGCUCUUGCAUCACAGAUCUCCAUAUUCUAUUAAAACGUUUGAGAUUGUAACAGCUGAGCAGGUUAUAUCCCCCUGCCUGGGGACCAGGACGAUGAGAGCGAGGACUCAGUAUGAAAGCCCCAGGUUGGAAAUCCUCAGAGUGGAAAUAGUUUGUGAUGCAGGAGAGCACUCCAGUUGAAGCGCCACUUCUAGGCGGCGCAUGACAAAUUUACCGGGCACUCAAAGUAGCAUGCCUGUCAUGCUGGUUAACGCAAAGGGGUGCCUUUCUCUCGUGCUAAGCAGCACUCCAAUUCUUAACCCGUAGCAGGACGAUGGUCGGCUUCCAUUGCGUCCUCUGCAAUACAGCCUUUGCGUCGCAUUUCAUCAUGCAUCACAAAUUAUUUCCACGUUGAGGGUUUCCAUUCUGAGGCUUUCAUACUCAGACGAAGAUUCAGAUUCCCUCUACUCUUACCCCGGUGAUUCUGAAGACCUUCCCUUGCCGCUCUCUCCCAACCUGCGAGAGAAGGUGAUCCAACUAUUCAACGAAAACACGUUCAAGGCGCUCCGGUACGAAAACGACGACGACGGGGAGAACUACUUCUGGGUCGACAGCAAGCGGUCCGUCUUCUGUAUGCAAGAAAAAAACUGUGUAUAGUGUAAAUCUGUGUUGCAGGGGAUGAAAGACACUUACACUUGUCAUGCUGGACAUGCGUCAGAGGUUUGCAGCUUCGUACGUGUUUUCACGUACUAGCUGCGCAUGCGAGAUUUUCUCUUUCAUGCAGUAGAGCACAUUUGUGAUGCUGUUCCUCCACGAAUAAAGUUACACUUACACACUUUUUUGCUUGGAUAUUCUGGUCGCGCGAUUACGCAGCAGAAUGUGACUACGGGAGUCUCAGGAUCGAAAUCGUCAAAGUUGAAAUGGUUUGUCAUGCAUAAAGCCGAUACCAGUUGGAAGCCCACUUAUCAAGCGGCGCGCCGCAAAUUUUCGGAGCUGCACCGGGAUCCAAUUUGUCAUGCUGUUUGGACAAAGAAGACUGCUUUUGUCAUGCUCCUUUAGGAGCUCUAUCCCAAAUAACCCUAAGUAGGCUCACAACCUGCCUCACUUGCCAUCCCGGCAAGACAGGCAAUUCAUGCCUUGCAUUCUAUGCCUGACAAAUCAUUUCAACUUUGUCGAUUUCAAACCUGACGCUUCCAUAGUGACCUGAUGGGGGAAAUUGC